This is a messenger RNA of Ixodes scapularis (black-legged tick), 993 nucleotides long. RefSeq lists its product as uncharacterized. Gene Ontology annotation, biological process: membrane protein ectodomain proteolysis. The record is from RefSeq and is a predicted model, not a curated record. Gene Ontology annotation, molecular function: metalloendopeptidase activity. NCBI's taxonomy places the organism in Eukaryota, Metazoa, Arthropoda, Arachnida, Ixodida, Ixodidae. The transcript has 10 exons. The coding region runs from base 1 to 993 and encodes 330 amino acids.
AUGAAAUCCUGGGUUCUGUUCAUGGCUCUGGCAGGCACUAUAGUCGGAGCAAAUACCAUAUCGAUGAUGCCAAAUAUAACACUAGGCGUACGUUUUGUAUGUGAUUCUUCAUUGGUGAAGGCACGCCAAGAAAAAAAUCACACUACACCUCUUCGGGAAUAUAUAAGUAUAUUUCUUAAUACGGUGGAAUUUUAUUUACGGAAGUCAGAAUGUCCGAAAGUAAAUUUAGUUCUCACUGGUGUAAACGAAACAACGAAAGAAGAGGAGUCUCACUUUGAGAAAACGGACAGCAAAUAUAGAGUAACCCUUGACCCAACAUUUACGCUGGGAAUGUUUCAGGCAUGGGUUGAAAAAAAUAUAAAUUUUAAUAAUGAUGACAUUGUAUUCUUGCUAACCAGCAUCCUCAUUGAAGAUCACAUUGGAAGUGGAAUUAGUCCAAAUGGCUAUUCUUAUUUCAACGAUAUCUGCUCUUUAGGCGUUGGGCUUGUCCGUGACUCAGGAGUUAUGUUUGACGGUGUGUUAUCUGUGGCCCAACAAAUAGCACAUAUGUUGGGCUCUCCGUGGGAUAUAAGUGAUACCUGUCCAGAAAGCGGUAGAACCUUAAUGGCUACGAGGUAUUUGACUAGUCCCCGAGGUUUAUCAGAAUGCACCAAAGAGGUUUUGCGUCAGCAAUACAACAAUAAUACAAUGAAAGACGUCUGUUGGAAAAAGACCCCGAAGCCCGAUGUUUCCUCCAAUCGGAGCCUUCCAGCGACAUACUUCAAAGCAGAAAACUACUGUUCUACUCGACAUUCCCAUGGAGUUUUCAAAUGUCCUGAGGGCAAUAAAUAUCACGUUGCUAACGCUACAGAAUGUUUCAUGGGCUGUUGCCUAAACAAUACCGUGAAUGCUAGGGGUUUCAGAUAUGAGUUGCCUGAUGGCACUCCAUGUGGAGACAACAAGAUCUGCAUUUAUGCGACUUGUUCAGAAUUUUCUGAGGAAAACAGCAACUAG